Dufourea novaeangliae is the source of this 1695-nucleotide messenger RNA. RefSeq names its product piggyBac transposable element-derived protein 4-like. Lineage: Eukaryota; Metazoa; Arthropoda; Insecta; Hymenoptera; Halictidae. The record is from RefSeq and is a predicted model, not a curated record. The transcript has a single exon. The coding region runs from base 1 to 1695 and encodes 564 amino acids.
AUGGAUUACGAAGGAGAGAAUAGUUUAGAAGAUAAUUAUGAUGAUGUGCUUUCUGAUGUUCCUGACGAUUGUGAUUUAGAAGAGACAAGUGACAGUGACACAGAAUCAGUAGAUUCAGAUAUCAGUACCGGAGUGCGAAAAAGACGACGGGUCAUGCCUUUGCCGAGUUAUUCUGAAGAAAGCUACGAAGAAAUGCAUUCAGACUGGACAGAAUUUGAUAAAACUAUAAAUAAUAAUGAAGCUUUUAGAGGCACUCCGGGUCCUACUGUGUUUCCAAUAGAUACAAGUAUGGUCGAUGAAUUCGCAGAUAUGUUUAUUGGAAACGACUUAUUUGAAUUUAUUGCCACGGAAACAAACAGAUACCACGCACAGAAUUGUGGCAAGCAUAAACAGCAAAAAAACAGUGCCAAAUGGUUCGAUGUAACGGUAGCAGAGCUGAAAAAGUGGUUUGCACUAACAAUUAUAAUGGGGCUUGUAAAAAAACCAAGAAUGGAGGAUCACUGGUCCACAAACCCACUGAUAGAGACUCCAAUAUUUUCCAAGACAAUGAGCCGCAAUAGAUUCAGGCAAAUAUUGACAUACAUUCAUUUUGCAAACAAUGCUAACAUGCCUCCCGAUGGUAACCGACUCUUCAAAGUACAAUACCUAAUCGACUAUUUCUCCAAAAAAUUUGAAGAAAAUUUCAAUCUUUCACAAAACAUUUGUAUUGACGAAGGUAUGAUACCGUGUCGCGGAAGGCUUAUGUUUAAAACUUAUAAUCUAUCCAAAAUUACGAAAUAUGGUAUUCUUAUCGGAAUGCUAUGCGAUUCUGCUAGUGGAUAUAUUUCGAGUUUUACACUUUAUUGUGGCGUUGGGCAAAGUUUAAACACCACAAUAAUGGAACUAUUGAGACGUUCCUUUGGAAAAUGGCACCAUCUCUAUAUGGAUAAUCUGUACAAUAGUGUUGCCCUCGCAAAAGAACUACUUUUGAAACAAAUCCGAGUGUGUGGAACAAUAAGGCUUGACCGAGGACUACCAGAUUCUUUAAAAAAUACAAAAUUGAAAAGAUCGGAAUCUUUGUUUAAACGACAAGGGGAAAUACUUUUGCAGUUCUGGCAAAUCUUGAAAAACAGAGUUGUCCGAAUGAUAUCUACAAUUCACAAUGCCGAAUUUGUGGACACUGGAAAGAUUUGUAGAAAAACUGACCGACCGAUUCAAAAACCCCGAUGUAUUAUUGAUUAUAAUCAGCAUAUGAAAGGAGUGGAUCGAGCGGAUCAAUAUCUAAGCUAUUACCCCAUAUUCAAAAAGACUCUAAAGUGGUCUAAAAAGGUUGCAUUGUAUCUUUUUAACUGCAGUUUGUUCAAUGCGUUUACAGUACAUAGACAUAUGAACGUAAGUUGUGGUAAAACUCUGGCAUUUCGUGACUUCCUGCUGCAUAUAGCAAGAUAUUGGAUACAAGACACAGACACCGAAGGGAAUUUUGAAAAUCCUACAACAUCGACUCAUCAUCAUGAUCCACUUCACAGACUUUCUGGAAAUUUAAAAUACCACCAAUUGAUCCCAAUUUUUCCAACUAAUAAACGUAAAAGAAGAAGAUGUCACGUAUGCUAUUUACAUCGUACUAGAAAAACCACAAGAUUGAUGUGUAAAACUUGCAAAGUUGCGUUAUACUUGGGGAACUGUUUUGCUACCUAUCAUCAAAAAAAGAAAUAUUAA